Drosophila kikkawai is the source of this 1644-nucleotide messenger RNA. Its product is annotated as putative polypeptide N-acetylgalactosaminyltransferase 13. Gene Ontology annotation, molecular function: polypeptide N-acetylgalactosaminyltransferase activity. The record is from RefSeq and is a predicted model, not a curated record. Lineage: Eukaryota; Metazoa; Arthropoda; Insecta; Diptera; Drosophilidae. Gene Ontology annotation, biological process: protein O-linked glycosylation. Gene Ontology annotation, cellular component: Golgi apparatus.
AUGUCUUACCUGGCCCAGCAGCAGCAGGGGCAGGAUAAAGAGGAGCUGAAGCCAAAGCUGGAUGCGGAUCCGGCUGGCGUCUGUCUGAGUGGAGGAGACUGGUUACCCAAUGGAAAUGCCAGUGGCUGGGGGGAAUUUAUAUCCCUUACACCAGAACGGUCAGAGAAAUAUUACCAAUACAAUCUUCAGCUGAGCGACACUGUGGGAGCAUUUAGAAAAGUGCCCAAAACAAGGCAUGCAAGCUGUGACACCCACAACUACAGCCUGCCGCCCUUCUUGGAAGCCCGAGUGAGUGUGGUGAUAAGCUUCCACAACGAGGCUCGUUCAAUGCUGCUGCGCACCAUAGUCUCCCUGCUGAGCCGCACUCCCGCGGACUAUCUGCACGAGAUCGUCCUCGUGGACGAUGCCAGCCAGGACAAAACCCUCCUCGAGGAGCUCCGUGCCUGGCUAGGCACACUAGGUCGUCCGAGGUUCAUCUUCCUGACCAACAAACAGCGUCAGGGCCUGAUUUCAUCGCGAAAUAUGGGCGCCGCCUUGGCAAGCGGCGAUUACAUCCUCUUCCUGGACAGCCACUGCGAGGUGAACGAUGGCUGGCUGGAACCCCUGUUGGAGAGAGUGUCGCACAGGCCCAAUCUAGCGGUCAGUCCCGUGCUGGACCCCAUUGACCCCGUCACUUUGAGGUACCAGAAGGGCAACGAGAUGUUGAGGGGUGGGUUCGAUUGGUCCCUGCACUUCCACUGGCAUAAACGCGAGCUAACCAACCAAGAGCUGCCCGAGACGCCUUACAGUAGUCCCGUCUUUGCUGGCGGUGUGCUGUUGAUGUCACGCGAGUGGUUCCUUAAGCUUGGCAGCUUCAACGCGAAUCUGAAGAUCUGGGGCGGUGAGUCCAUCGAGCUGGCCAUUAAAUUGUGGCUUUGCGGCGGACAAAUUGAGAUCGUGCCCUGCAGUCGAAUCGGACACAUCUUUCGCCGGCACCAUGCUUUCGACUUCCCACUGCAGUACCCCGAACAUCCGAUGGAGCAGGAACUGAGCCCCGCCCAGGCAACCUAUCUGCACAACUCAAAAAUCAUAGCCGAGUCCUGGCUGGACGAGUACAAAAGUAUGUUCUACGCACUGAAGCCGGCGGCCAGGAGAAUUCCAUUGAAUCACACAUCCCACCAGCUGCAGCAGCUGAGGAGGGAGAGCCGGUGUCAUCGCUUCCAUUGGUAUCUGCGGCAUGUCAGUCCCGAACUAAGUUCGAUGCUUUAUGAAUUCGCUGCGACGGGGACUCUGAGGAACGAGGAUCGGUGUCUGCACCACGCCGGAGUAAAGAACUCUCGCCAGCAGUUGAUCCUGGUGAGCUGCUACCACGACGACAUCACCCAGUGGAGCCUGUUUCGUAGUACCGGGCAGCUCAGUACCCAACGAGAGUUCUGCCUGAGCGUGGAAGUACCCCUCGAAGUCACUCUGAAGCCGUGCCUGCGGACGAACGAUACUGCAAGCAUGUCCCAGCGCUGGCACCGAAUGGGCACUAGUCUAGUGCACAACCAGACCCACCUUUGCCUGGAUAAUCCGCUCAAGGGCCGCCUCGAGCUGACCGCCUGUCGCUGGCAUGCGGUGUCGCAGUCAUUUCAAUUUGCAUUGGAAAUGGAGAGGCAAACAUAA